Messenger RNA from Perkinsus marinus ATCC 50983, 177 nucleotides. Its product is annotated as chaperonin containing t-complex protein 1, zeta subunit, tcpz, putative. NCBI's taxonomy places the organism in Eukaryota, Perkinsozoa, Perkinsida, Perkinsidae. The record is from RefSeq and is a predicted model, not a curated record. Gene Ontology annotation, cellular component: chaperonin-containing T-complex. Gene Ontology annotation, biological process: protein folding. The annotation marks the transcript as partial. Gene Ontology annotation, molecular function: ATP binding; ATP hydrolysis activity; ATP-dependent protein folding chaperone. The transcript is spliced from 2 exons.
AUGGUAAGCGUCGUUAACUCCAAAGCCGAUGUCUUGAAGGCCACUCAAGCAUUGUUGGUGAACUGCAAUGCUGCUCAAGGCCUCAGUGAGGUUAUGAAGAGCAAUCUUGGCCCUAGGGGCACUCUCAAGAUGCUCGUCGGAGGUGCUGGCCAGAUCAAGAUCACCAAGGAUGGGAGC